Molecule: messenger RNA, 588 nt
Organism: Helianthus annuus (common sunflower)
Lineage: Eukaryota; Viridiplantae; Streptophyta; Magnoliopsida; Asterales; Asteraceae
Product: ATP-dependent DNA helicase PIF1-like
Exons: 1
Coding region: 1-588 (195 amino acids)
Source: RefSeq, a predicted model, not a curated record
AUGAUUGACAUUUUUCAAGGGGAAAACAGUUUUGACGAAGCUGAAGACGUUCAGCACAACUUCUAUCUGGUCGAGUUCUUAAACUCGCUAAAUGUUAGUGGUUUGCCGCCUCAUAAGCUUCGUAUAAAAAUUGGAUGCUCAAUAAUAUUGUUACGGAAUAUCGAUCCAUCACAUGGCCUGUGUAAUGGCACGCGGUUGAUAUGUAAAGGUUUCAUGCGAAAUGUUAUUGAUGCGGAAAUUGCAGUCGGUCAACAUGCCGGAAAAAGAGUUUUUAUGCCAAGAAUCCCUCUAGCCCUUUCUGAAGAUGACAUGUUCCCAUUCAAGCUGAAAAGAAAACAAUUUCCAAUUCGAUUUAGCUUUUCCAUAACGAUUAAUAAAGUUCAAGGUCAAACAAUUCUGCACCUUGGUAUUUAUCUACCGGAUUCUGUAUUUUCACAUCGACAACUUUAUGUGGCAUUAUCAAGAGGGAUUUCAAGACAAAAUAUGAAGGUGUUGGUACAUCUCGCCAAAGUUUUUAUACAACGCGGAGUUUACACAUCAAAUAUUGUCUACAAGGAAGUGUUCAUGUGUCGAAAUCUGGUACAGUAG